AUGUGCGCGCGCUUCGCGGCCGGGGAUGCUUAUGUCCGGUGGCUCGUGGAGGAGACGGACAUAUACAUGGUCAUGUCUCUGAACCCUGACGGCCAUGAGGCGGGCACGCGCUACAAUUCAAACGGGGUGGACCUCAAUCGCAACUUCCCGGACCAGGUUGCCAACGAGACCGCGGAGCUCCAGCCAGAGACGCGGGCGGCGGUGAACUUCAUGCGGCAGCACACCUUCGCUCUGGGCGCCACGCUCCACGCGGGCGCCCUCGUCUGCAACUACCCCUGGGACGGCUACAGCUCCGGCCUCCCCGGGCGCGGCGCGCCCUCGCUGUGCCCCGACGACGCGCUCUACGGGCACAUCCCAGCGAGGGCUCCCGCCGCCGGCAGCGCGAUCGUCGAGGCGCAGCUGCUGGAAGUCAAGCUGCUCCGAAGCCGUCAGACUAAAAACUUCUGCAAGGGCACCAAGGACGCAAGGGGCGCCAUCCGGGAUACCUUGCCCGCGGCCGGCCCGCCGCUGCGCCUCCCGCCUCCCGGCCCUCGCAGGGCGCCCCAAGGGCAGGUGUUCCGCGGCGGCAUCACGAACGGCGCGGAGUACUUCGCCAUGUACGGGGGGUUCCAGGACUGGUCCUACUCGCAGCUCGGGAUGAUGCACGUCACCCUGGAGCUCGGCGACGAGAAGUCGCCCGGGCCGCAGCGUCUCGGGGCCGAGUGGGCGGCGAACCGCCGGGCGUUGUACGGGCUCAUCGCGCAGGUGCACGCCGGCGCCCGCGGCCGCGUGCUCUGCGCCUGCGGCGCCGGCCCGGCCCGGCCGGCGACCAAGGCCACGCUGACGUUCCUGCCCGGCGCGCCGCCCCGCGCGUGCGGCGCGGGCUGCGGCGCCGCGCCGCCGCCGCUGGCGCAGGAGAUCGCCACCCGGGCCGACCCGUCGACGGGCCACUACCACCGGGUCCUGCUGCCAGGCGCCGCCCGGCGCGGCGUCGGCCGCGCCCGCCGCGAGCAGCAGAGAAUAGCAAAGCUCGAUCAGGUCCUGCAGACGGUGCCCUACCAGUACGAGAACAGGGCCGCCUUGCGCAACCACGUGGUAAACCUGCUCCAGUCGACGCCUACGCUGGUCCCGGCCGCGCAGGAGUUCAGGAGCCCUGGAAAAACGGCCACGCUGUUCUACCUCGGUGGUGUCCUGCCGAUCAAUUACAAGGGCGCGACCUACAACAUCCCCGUCACCAUCUAUGCGGUCGUCUGCGGCCCGCCGCGCUGCUUCGUGACGCCCUCUGGGUCCAUGGCGCUGAAGCAGCCCCACCCAAACGUGGACGCGGGCGGCAUGAUCACGGAGCUGAUCCCCGCCGUGGGCGCCGUGUUCUCGCAGAACCCCCCCGUGUACUCCACGCAGCCGGCCGCCGCGCCGGAAUGCCUGCACGGUCGGUCCCUGCUCAACUCCCAGAUGGGGACGGCGCUGAUGGGCAACGGCCUGCCCGUGGCGGCGGCCACGCCGGUGCCGGUGCGGCCGACGGCGACCAUCUCGGCGGCUCAAAGGGCACUCUAUUUCACAGCCCCAUCCUUUGAGCCGCCGGUCAUCCAGCCGGGCCACUCCGGCGCGAAGGAGCGGCUGAUCGCGGAGGCGACAAGAGGUCUCCGGGAGCGGUGGACGCUGGCGCUCGACCCCGUGGUCGACGACCUGAAUGCGCAGGCGGACAGGAAGGCGGCCCUGCAGGCUGCCGCCGCGAAGGUCGGCGGGCAGAUGGAGGACCUCCGGAGAGCCGCGGCCGACGCUGGGCGGGACGCGGAGGACCUGAAGGCGAAGGAGGAGGAGCUGCGCAAGUUCUUGGAGCGGCAGGUGUUCCGCUUGCCGCCUCGCCACGGGGCCCCUGGGCCGUCGGCGACGGGGCUCGUGCUCUGGAUCGGCGCUUUGCGAACCCCAUCUUAGAUGGCCCCCUCGCGGACGCCUCCGCAGCGCACGGGAGGGCGCGCGGCGUCCCCUGCAUCGACCAACGCCCCCCUCGACCGGGAACCCGUCGGCAGGCUGCAUGUGAGAGUGACCUUUCGCUGGAGUGACCUCUGCUGCUGGC
This is a messenger RNA of Prorocentrum cordatum, 2056 nucleotides long. The record is from the annotation of a GenBank genome assembly. NCBI's taxonomy places the organism in Eukaryota, Dinophyceae, Prorocentrales, Prorocentraceae.